Molecule: messenger RNA, 1512 nt
Organism: Monopterus albus (swamp eel)
Lineage: Eukaryota; Metazoa; Chordata; Actinopteri; Synbranchiformes; Synbranchidae
Gene: il15l
Product: interleukin 15, like
Exons: 7
Coding region: 573-1019 (148 amino acids)
Biological process (GO): immune response
Cellular component (GO): extracellular region
Molecular function (GO): cytokine receptor binding
Source: RefSeq, a predicted model, not a curated record
CAUAGUAACAACAACAAACCCGAGUACUGGCAGAUACACUUGGUAACCCUUCCUGCCACAGAUACAGACAACAACAUGUUUAUAAGUGUGAGUCACACUCACAAGAUGUGUUUGUUUUACUUUGCAUAACUACUUGCUUCCGGCACUAAUAAUAGAACGUCAACAUUCCACUUUGCAAGUGUGUGAUCGUUUGAUAUGUGUGACUCAGUUUCAGUUUUAUGUAGACUUUUGACCCCACGUGAUUUUAUUGCUUUCGCUGAUUAGCAGUUCAUUCCUCACCUGUCCUCACAUGGAGCUCUUGCUAGGGCUUUGACAGGGAAGAUACAGUACUCAACAAAAGAAAAAGCUGUUGAAACUGCACACAUGGGCAACAAGAUACAGGAAGGAAAAGCCAGUCCUGAAGCUGAUUCCUCACUAGAGAGCACCUCAACAGUCCUGAAGGCUGAGGAAGGGUCUAGAUCGUCCUCGGCAGCUGUGACGGAUUUAAAAUCCUGGAAGCUGAAGCUGUUAAUCUCCACGAGGAUGUGUGACCCAGCAGAGGACCCUGUGAUGCUGCUGCCGCUGCCUGAGCCAUGAUGCGAGGGGGGCCAGCUCUCACAAGUGUGUAUCUGUGUUUCGUCUGUCUGCUCGCCCUGAAACCGCAGCCAGCUGCCAAUCCAUGCUCUCGAGACAUCCGCCGAAACCUCAACUCCUACAUCGAAAAAGCCCCUGAACUGUGGCUGAAUUGCAGUCUCUACACCCCCACCACGGCAGACUACCAGCAGAAAUGCCCCAUCUCCACCCUGAAAUGUUUUGCUGAUGAAAUUGAAGUUCUCACAAAAGAAUGGGACAUCGUUGGGGAAAAUAAAUUUUAUAGAUUCGGACUGAACAGGAAGCUCAAACAAAUAUUCAACAAGACGGAGACAGGGUGUCUUCAGUGUGAGCGCCUCAAAGAGAAAGAUGCAAAACAUUUCCUCGAAGAGCUUCAGACUAUUCUUCAGUUUAUUUUCAAUAAGUAUUGUUCCAAAAGGGCAUCAUGAGCUGUUCUUCUCUUCAUGAACCUUUCAUAUCACCUGAACACAAACACAGUGCAUCAUGCCUGUGGUAUUUAUUUUACAGCUGGAGGAAUGGAGACAGGGCGAUUCAGUGUGCAAAGGCAGGAAGAGAGCACCUCCGUGUUGGAAGAAGCUUGGGAUUGUUGUGAUGCUGCAGUAGGACUAACAAGUUAAAUAUAGGAAGGGGUGUGUUUUCUGCAUAGCUUUUCUUCUGGUUAUUAAAUGUACAGAGCCUGGACAAGAUGAGCAACGGGCGACUUGUGCAACUGAGCACAAUGAAGAAGAUGUAAAUCAUUAAAGUUACUACAAUUUAUAUUUUUAUAAUAACAAUGUAUUAAAUGUCAACGUGAAAACACUGUUUAAUGUGAAAGGAGUCUGUUUUAGUGACGAACCAUCCGCAGGAUGAUCACACAUUUGCCGAGUAAGUUCUGACACAGCGAACACUGAGCCCACUGUUUCAGCUGACGUUUCCCAUAAC